This is a messenger RNA of Phoenix dactylifera (date palm), 995 nucleotides long. RefSeq names its product ER membrane protein complex subunit 7 homolog. The record is from RefSeq and is a predicted model, not a curated record. Gene Ontology annotation, cellular component: EMC complex. Gene Ontology annotation, molecular function: carbohydrate binding. Lineage: Eukaryota; Viridiplantae; Streptophyta; Magnoliopsida; Arecales; Arecaceae.
AACCGGCUCCAAGUCUCGCCGACUCUCUCCAAGAACGCAAAGUUCCGAAAGCCGGCUUCAACGGUGAACGAUGCGGCGAUCCGCGGAGGCCAUCGCGUCUCUUCUUCUUCUCUCAUGCCUCCUUCCGUCCGUCCUCGCAGGUCCCGCCAGCCUUGGUGAUGGGUACACGAUUGCUGGUCGCGUGAAGUUGGAAGGUUCAGGUAAGACAUCCAUAGGCUUUAUUCCUCCUUUGAAAAAUUCGAACGCAGAAGUGAUACUUAAUGGUGGUCAGAGGGUCACUUUUCUUAGAGAAGAUGGCUAUUUUUCAUUCCACAAUGUGCCAGCUGGGACUCAUCUCAUUGAAGUAUCUGCAAUGGGCUAUUUCUUUUCACCGGUUCGUAUUGAUAUUAGUGCCAGAAAUCCUGGUGAGAUCCAGGCAGCACUGACAGAGAAUAGGAGGGUUCUGCAUGAGCUAGUUUUGGAGCCUUUAAGAGAAGAGCAGUAUUACGAGAUAAGGGAACCAUUUUCGCUGAUGUCUCUAUUGAAAAGUCCUAUGGGUUUGAUGAUGGGUUUUAUGGUGUUAGUGGUGUUCCUCAUGCCGAAAUUAACGGAAAAUAUGGAUCCAGAAGAAAUAAGAAGAGCCCAGGAGGAAAUGAGGGCGCAAGGUGUUCCUUCCCUCUCCAGCUUGUUGCCUGGAAGGAGCAACUAAAUUGCCGAAUUCUAUAUGACUCGAACAAGACUGUGUUGGUGAUUUUGCUACGUGAAUGCUUAGGAAGAAGUGGUACAGCUUGGGAAACAAAUGUUUCCAUCAACAUGGAAGCUUUAAUGCUUAUUUUUGUUCUUGUGUACCAUAAUUAAUGUCAGUGGCUAGGAUCAUUUCCAUUAAAGUAAUUCUAUAAAAGUAAAAGUGAUUGCUUCAUCAAAUCUUGUUGUUAUUCGGCUAAGUGCUGCAGAUAGUUUUGACUUAUCAUUGGCAAUCCUUUGAUCUCAUGCAACCGAGAAAGAAUCUUUUUUUU